AUGUCACCGGUCAAGUCCCAAGGUAGAACAAGUGACAGAAAGCAGAGGGCAGCAAAAAGAGAAAUUAAACUGAAAAAUGGAUGUAGGAAUGGUUCCAGGGCAUCUCCGGCUCGCUCCAACACGUCCAAUGGUAAACAAAAGCGUAGUGGGAACUCACCAACCUUGGAGAAAGGACAGAAAGAUGAGGUGAAUAGUAAAGGAAGGAAUAAAAAAGAUGAACGUAAAAAGCGAAGCGCAGAACAGAAGGAACCACAGAAAGAAAAAGGGAAGAAACUCAUAAAUGGUCGAACCACCGGUGGUAGAUUACAACCUCAAAGUGAGAAUGUCAGUGAAAGUAAACUGGGCAUAAAUAAAGCUGCUAAACUCCAACCAGCCCCCAAGACACCCACGACAAAAACAGGAAGGAUCAACAACAAGCCCUCUGCCAAGACUGGAAACAGAAGAAGUGGCAGAGUGACAGAAAGUGAGGAAGAGGAGGAGGAUGAAGAGGAGGAGAAAUCCGAGAGUGAUGCAGGAAGCUCAGUGGAGGACAGGGAAGAGGAAGAUGAUAAAGAUGAUACGGAGGAGGAGCUGAGGAGUAAUGAAGAGCCAGUUGAGACGCAGGGGAGUGAGGAAAGCAGUGAAGAAGAGGGUGAAGUGUCAGACACUCAGAAAGAUACAGAAAAAGCAGCAGCAGACAAGGCAUCAGACAAAGAUCUCUCAGAGGACACCAAAACCAGAAGUGACCCAGAGAAAGAAUCAGUCACCACCAGUGAAGAGGAAGAGGAAAGCCAGAGGGAAGUUGAGGAGUCUGAGGCUAUCACCAGUGACGGAGGUGGAGACGAGCUGAUAACCCAGGAGGACACGUCUGAAAAGCCAGCGACUGAUAAAGCCGGCAGACGGCACAGACAAACGCCACGUCCCUCGGAGCCUGCACGGGUGCAGAAACACAAGAUGUUUAAGAAAACAAAGGCAGAUAAGCAGGCUGAGAAGGCAGAGAAACAGAAGGCCAAGGCAGAAAAGCAGCGGGCAGAAAAGGAAGCCAAACAAAAAGCCAAGGAAGACAAAAAGAACAAAAAGAAACCACAAAAAGAGGAGAAACCCAGCCCUGCACAGGAGAGUCAACCACUGAAAGGUAUUUCACUCAACAAGAUUGACACAGCAAAAGGCAAGGCCCAGCUACUUCAGUUAGCCAGCAAAACAAAGAAUAUCAAAGAGAAAAUUGUUCUAGCAGAAACGGAUCCGGAUGAGGAGGAGGAAGAAGAGGCUGGACCAACAUUGUCCAGUGCCAUUAAAGGCCAGAAUCGGCUAAUGCUUCUCAAAGCCAAAGGUAAAGACCUCAAAGCCAGUUUGGAUCCUGAGCCAGCAAAAGAGGUGCAACAACAGGCUGGAGGUGAUGUCAAAGACCGGCCAAGUGUGCUCUUUGGGAAGGUCAAGAUGGCAUCCGUUCGACAUAGAACCAAUAAGAUGUUAGCAAAGCCAGAUGAGGAAAUAUCAGAGAAUGACGCUGUGGAUGGAGGGUCCAGCAAACCCAAAGAAUGUUUAAUAGCACGAAGAAAAGGUGUGACAACUCUUCGCCGGGUGUCUGGCUGGAUUCAGAAGAAAAUGCCAAGGGGGAUAAAUGUGAAAAAAAAAGUUUCUGCUUGGUCUAAAGUCAUUGAGGUUUCCCGCUGGCUCUCCCAUCGGGCUUUGAAAGCAAAAGAGGGAACCAGAAAGUCUAAGGGAAAUUUUCUCAAAAACAGGAUGGCCAUGAGAGUUGCCACUAAAACCAGUAUGGCCAGUAAGAAGAGCAGAAACUCCUCUGAAGAGAAAAGAGCCAAAGAGAAAGCUGGACCCCAGGGAAAGGUAGGGGAGGGAGGGGAAGAGGGAGCUACAGCUGGGGAGAAAGAGGCAGAGGCCAAAUACGCUGUGGUGCUCCCUAGGAUGAACAAACUGGGCCUGGCGAAGACAGCUCAGGUGCCCCAGGCAGGCUCUGCAGCAUCUACCCCAGCGACUAACACUGGACCAUCAGGGGGCACUGCCACCUCUGAGCCCAAACCCCCUAAACCAGGCGCCAGGCUCGUCCUGCCCGUCAAACCAGACCUCAGCCUCCUGAAGUCCAUCAACAAACACUUGCCAGGCGAAUUAACAACAGGUGGAGAUACAGCUGAUAGAAAUGCUGGGUCCAGUGUUGGACCAGCAGCACCAGAGGGAACAUCAGACACUGAGGACAGGAACAGAAAAGCUGCCCUGGACAGUCAAGAUGGUGUCAGUGUGCUCCAGGCUGCUAAAGGGAAGCUGGGCUCGUCCCCAGUCAACCUGACCAAGAUAUCCCUCUCAGGAGGAGUGAUAGGUGCUGGGCCAGCUCGGGCCAGGGCACUGGAUCCAGAGAGGGAGGCAGCAUCUGGGAUACCCAGGACCACCACUGAGCCCCUUCAGACUGGGGAGGCAGGCAGGGUGGUGCCAGGGGUCGCAUCUCUCUAUGAGGAGGAGGUAGACAGGGAAGUGGCUCAGCUGAUGGACGAUGGGGGGCCAUAUACUGUCAGCCCAGCAGAGGUGCACUGGGUAGGGAACACACGGAUGAGUGGAGAUCCUCAGGACUGGUUGCGUACAGAGAACUUGCUACCUCAUCAGACGGUUGAGAAGCUAACCAAGUGGACUGUCUACGAAGAUGAGGGCCAGACCAGGACAGUCCCAGUCCACAAUGGCAGGGGCCCCUGGGAGUCAGAAGACCCCACCCAGGAAAUGCUUGAGAGUCGACUCAGCUGCACACAGGUGUUGAUGCCAGGUAACAAAACAGUUGUAGAGGUCGAUGAAGUGGAGGAUCUCUCUCAGCUGGAAGAGGUUUGCGAGAGCUCAGUGCUUCUGAAUCUGAAGAAGAGGUUUCAGCGGGACUGUAUUUACACGUACAUAGGAAACAUGCUACUGUCAGUUAACCCCUUCAAGCCCCUUAAUAUCUACUCAGAGGACCUGAGGCAACAAUACCAGGGCAGAGAGCUGCAGAGGAACCCACCCCAUGUGUAUGCCAUAGCCGACAGUGCCUUCAGCGAGUCCCAGACCUCUACACAGGAGCAGUGCAUCAUCAUAAGUGGUCAGAGUGGUUCAGGAAAAACCGAAGCCACCAAACUGAUAGUCCACUACCUCAGCUCCAUGUAUCAAGGCAGAAAUGACAACCUCCGACAGCCCAUGGAGGUCUUCCCCAUCCUGGAGAGCUUUGGGAAUGCCAAGACCAUCCUCAACAACAACUCCAGCCGCUUCGGCAAGUACCUCCACGUUCACAUUCUUCAUGGGGUUGUUGUAGGGACCUCAUUAUCCAAAUAUCUCCUUGAGAAGUCCAGGGUUGUCUUUCAGGCCAAUGAGGAGAGGAACUACCAUAUAUUCUAUGAGCUGCUGGCUGGCAUGAAUGACUGGGACAAACAGCAGCUCUAUCUGCAGGGAUCUGAGACCUACUACUACCUCAAUCAAGGUGGUGCCUGUGAUUUGAAGGGGAAGCAGGACAAGCAGGACUUUCAGCUUUUGGUCCAGUGCUUUGAGACCAUCGGUCUUCAUGCUGACCAGAUCUCCACCAUCUGGGCUAUCCUCUCCUCUAUCCUACAGCUCGGCAACAUCUGCUUCAGCUCUUAUGAGAGUGAGUCGUUUGAGGUGGCUCGUAUCUUCAGCGAGGCGGAGGCCAGGAGAAUCGGCUCCCUGCUGCAGGUUUCCUCAGAGGCUCUGCAGACAGUUAUCACACACCGAGUCACUGAGACGACCUAUGACAGGAUCUACUGCCCUCUGUCUGUGGAAAGUGCCAUAGAAUCCAGAGAUGCGAUUGCCAAGGCCCUGUAUUCAGUGCUGUUUGACUGGCUGUUGGAGCAGAUCAAUGAUUGGCUGAGCCCUGCAGAGAUGGACAGCACAGUGGGCAUAGUGGAUAUCUAUGGGUUUGAGGACCUGGGGGUGAACAGUUUUGAGCAGCUGUGUAUCAACUUUGCCAAUGAGCAGCUGCAGCACUUUGUCAACAAGGCAGUGGUCUCUCAGGAGCAGGAGGAGUACAGUGCAGAGCAGAUCCAGUGGUACCCAGUACCACUCACUAACUACCACUCCUGUCUGGAGCUGAUCUCCUCCAGGCCACAUGGCAUCCUGCGCAUACUGGACGACCAGACCUGCCUCCCCCAGGCCACUGACCACACUUUCCUCCAGAAGUGCCACUAUCACCAUGGGAACAACCCCUACUAUGCCAAGCCUAAGAUCCCGCUGCCAGUCUUCACUGUUUAUCACUACGCUGGAGCCGUCACCUACCAGGUCCAUAAUUUUCUAAAUAAGAACCACGAUCACUUCCGGACAGAAGUGGUGGAGCUUUUUGCCAGGAGCCGACUGAAGAUGGUGUCGGAGCUGUUUUGUAAAGUUCAGGAUGGUUACAUCCAGCAGAGAGAGCUGGGUUGGAGAGGGAAGGGCCUCCGCCAGCAGCCCUCGACUGUUGCUGCACAUUUCCAGCAAUCCCUGAGUGAACUCACAACCCGCCUGGAGAGAUGUAAAACCACGUUUAUCCGUUGUCUUAAGCCAAACUAUGUCAAGCUUCCUGGUAUCUUUGACGUGGAAUAUGUGUUGGCCCAGCUGAGGCAUGCUGGGAUGCUGGAGACAAUCCAAAUCAGGAAGAGGGGCUUCCCCGUUCGGAUCCUGUACUCCUACUUCAUGGAGAGGUAUGGGGUGCUGCUGAACCAGCGGUCUAACCACCUUUCCGACAGGGAGCAGACUGUGGCUCUGCUGGAGAUGCUUGAUGCAGAGGAGGGGCAGUAUCAGCUGGGACUCACCAAGGUGUUCUUGAAGGAGCUUCUGUACCAGCGGGUGGAGGACAAGUGGAGCAGCACCCAGACCUGGGCUGCCAUCACCAUCCAGAGGAACAUCAGGGGUUUCAUCUGCAGGAGGAACUUCAGGUUCUUCAAACAGAAAGCCAUUGUCAUCCAGAGCCACAUUCGAGGACACCAGGCCAGAAAGUACUACAAGCGUCUUAAGCACUCUUUCACCCAGUUUUGGGCGUUGAUGAUGAUAACUCGGAACACCAUCAAAAGACGCCAGUGGAGGAAGGAACAUAGCGAGAGGAACAAAUUAAAAGCAGUCGCCAAGACUAAGUCUGUCUCUCCAGGGAUGGAUGUGGGGAUGCUGGAGAUCCCGGCUGAGCUCUCAGCCAGACUACGCAGUGGAACAGGGCGGCAGCACACGUCAGGGGUCACAGAGGUUGCACUUCCACAGGUGAAAGCAGAGCACAACCUCGCCUUGCCUACGGAUAUAGACAAAUACCCAUUUUCUCGAUAUGCCAAGUCAGUGUUACGGGAUUCCUGGUGCCAGCCACAGGGAUAUUCCCUCCAGAGAUCCCUAACCGCUCUAGAGCCCGAGGAUGCCAGAGUCGCCCUGGAAAUUUACAAACUGAUCUUACGGUUUACAGGUGAGUCGGACCUCAGCAGCUGGCAGGAGCAGACGCUGGGGAACUACAUCGUGGAGAAGGGCCAGAGUCGGCCAGCCCUGAGGGAUGAGAUCCUGGUCCAGUUAGUCUACCAUAUCUGGGGCAUGACGGAGGAGCAGGACAGCCUGAGGGGCUGGCUGCUGCUGGCCUGCUGCCUCAGUGCCUUCACGCCCUCCCCGACACUGGACAAACCCCUGCUGAAGUAUGUGUCUGACCACGGUCCAGGGGAAUAUCGCUCUCUGUGCCAACACAAGCUGCUGACCUCACUGCAGCUACCAGCCCCUGUCGCCCGCCUCUACCCCCCCACCCAGCUAGAGUGGACCACCAACCAGAGGAGGGGCAAGAUGGUGCUAGACGUACACACAUUCAACGAUGAGAAGCUGACAGCUGAAGUGGAGUCUUGGACCACAGGAGAGCAGCUGGCCUCGUGGCUGCUCCUCUUCAGAGGCGUUUCGGAGGCUGUGCAGGGCUGGUCAGUGUCUCUUCUGGCCGACGAGGGCUGGUCAGACCUGGCUGGCACCGACUUCGUCAUGGAUCUGCUGGCCGGGGCCGAAACUGAAGUUCUGCCACCACCAGGGACUCCCUCCUCCACAAACAGCGACUACCUGUUCAGCAGCCACGGCAACGGGACAACUACUGCAGACCUGGACGGCUUCAUCCCCCCAGCCCCCUCCAUACAGGCUCCUGGGCUGCCUGCUUUUGAAGGAAACCGCUGGGGAAGAGAUUAUCCACAGGAGGGCCGUGGGCGACAGAUAGAUGCCUUUGUUGAUGACCUGUUCGACCCCGUGCUGGAUCAAGGACCUCCCGACUUGGAAAGAAUAGCCAUGUUGAACCGGAGGCUGAGGGGAGGAGGAGGGAUUGGACCCAUGCAGCCUGGCAUGUAUGGAGCUGGUAUGCCUAUGACAAUGCCAGGCUAUGCAAUGGGAAUGCCAGCCGCCCCUGCCAUGCCUGCCUACAGUGCCACUCCUAUGAUGCCAACCAUGCCACCCAUGAUGAUACCCCAGCCUGCUAUGCCUCCUCCGCCUGCUGUUGAUCCCAUGCAGAUGGCUGCAACACAGCAGGCCCUUAUCAACCAACAGGCCUUUCUCAUGGCCCAGCAGAUGACCCUCCAGGCGAUGACUCUGUCCCAGCAGCAGACCCAGGAGCAGCAGAGACAGGAGAGGGAACAGAGACGUCAGUCCGACCGACGCCCCAGGCAACGCACCCGCUCACCCUCCCCGCGAAGCCCCUCACCCCCACCCGCUCGACCCAAAACAACCACACCCGCCCGACCCAAAACACCCACACCCAAACACACCCCCACCUACCAGCACAAUGAACCAGAGCCAGAGAGAACAGUGGAUAUGCCUGAUCCCGAUCAGCUGGAGUCUUUCAGAGACAAGAGAAACUACUUCCAGAAGAUCGGCUCUCAAACUCAAAUUGCACCCAAAGCCCCAAAGCCCCAGCCGUCUCAAAACAGUCCGCCCAGACAGCAGCGCUCCCCUCCCUCAAGGCAAAAAUCUCCCCCACCAACAGCUCCAAAACCUGAGGUGAAACGUCCAGCAUCCCCCCCUGCUCGACAGGCUGACUCCCCAAAACCAAGACCACUCUCCCACUCCCAGCCUGAACCCUCUUCCAACAUCCGGGAAAUCAUCAAACAGUACAACAGUCGGCCUGCCCCGGAGCCCAAAGCCUUUGAGCCAGUCAGAGUUCCUGGCAGGCAUUUUGUAAAGAAGAGUGACCCCAAAGAGGAAGCUCUAGCCAUACUCAAAAGCAAAGGACCAGUCCCACAACAGAAGAGAGAGCAGCCUCCUCCUCCCCCUCACCCUCCCCCUAAGGCACCCUCUCCGCAGCGCUCCCCUCCGUCCACCAGGGGUCCUCGCUCCAUCUCCAACAGCAUGAGGCAGAAGCAGCGCUCCCUGGCCGACCUCUUCGGCUCCCAGCGUUCCCAGCACCCUCCGCCCGUUCCAGCCCCGGACGCCCCACCGCCCCCUCCACCCCCAGAACCCAUCUAUCAGACCAUCCCAGACCCACCGCCCAUGGCUGCCCCCACCCUCAAUGUGAUGCCAGAGGAGGAGAAUGCUCGCUCCAAGCUCCACCGAUUCUCUGCUAGCAUCACUUUCUCAUACUCCGCCAUGCCAGGAAAACUGUUCCUACGCAAAGAGGUGUUUUACCCCAAAGAGAUGUUCAACCGGCCAUACAUCCUCAAUCUUUUAUGUGAGCAGAUUAUGAGAGACACCUACUCUGAUAGCUGUGUCAGGAUCAGCAGAGAGGAGAGGAGGAAGAUGAAGGAUCUCCUAGCAAGUUUCCAUGUGGGCACGACUAUAAGCACCAUCCAGGACGACAACAUGAAAAAGAGGAUUGUCAUUGCCGCUCGAGACAACUGGGAGAACUACUUUACUCGCCUGUUCCCUGUGAAUGCCAACAGUGGCGAUGCUCAGGUUCUGGGUGUGUCUCACCGCGGCAUUCGUCUGCUGAAGGUGGUCAGAGCGUCAGGCAUCAACCCCAAACACCUCCGUUUGCUCAAGAGCUACAGCUUUGCAGAGCUGCUGUCAGUCGAGCUCCAGGACGCAGACACCGUGAAGGUGGAGCUGAAGAAUGAACUGAUCGUGCUGCAGUCCUCCAGAGCCCCUCAGAUCGCUGCCAUGAUCCGACUCUUCCUCCGGGAGCUCAUUAAGGACUCAGGCCAUGUAGUUGCCCUGAAGAGUUACGUGACAGAUGACAAGAGCCUGCUCAGCUUCAGCAGGGGUGACGUCAUCAGAUUGCUGCCAAUGGAAGGACUUCAGCCAGGCUGGUGUUUUGGCACCAUCGGAGGGCGCUCUGGUCUUUUCCCAGAUGAGCUCACCCAGCCAUCUGCUGCCCCAGACUACCACGGUGUCCACCUUGACCGGAGAGAUGAGAGGAGGAAAAGCAUGAGGGCCAACAAACCUGCCAGUGCACCCAAGGACCUUCAAUCAGACCCCAUCACCAGACCCAUGAACAGUGUUUCUCCAGGCCAGACCAGCAGGGAGGGCUCAGUCCAGGGCUCAGAGUCAGAGAUCCUCCCCAACUCCAUGGCUGAGUUUGCCAUGAAAUACUUCAGGUACGAUGUUCAAAGAGUGGAGAGUUCAGGUCUACCGCCAAGUGGAAGGGAUUUUUCAAAGAAGGUUCAACACACAGAGGUCCCAAUACAGGAGUCUCUCAUCCUCUACAGUGACCCUGAAAUAAAUGAUGUGGCGGUCCAGUGCUUUAUGAGCUUGAUGCAGUAUAUGGGUGACAUGCCAAUGAGGAAGAAUCACACCCACGGAGACUGCUUGAGCCACAUCUUACUGCUCGGGAAGGAGAAGGAGCUGCUGAGGGAUGAGAUCUACUGCCAGAUCAUCAAGCAGACCACCAACAACCCAGUCAAAGACAGCUGCACUCUUGGCUGGCGGCUGCUCAACCUGGUGACCGGGGUCUUCCCCUGCUCCGGGACCCUGCAGCCCUACGUCACUCACUACCUACAGGACAUCAUUCAGGACCAGGCACACCUAUACCAAGAGCUUGCUGCUGUGUGUCAGGAUAACCUGUGGCGCUCUCUGAGUUAUAGCGGUCGUCGUAACAUCCCCUCACAAGUAGAGAUGGACGCCAUUCUGGCUGGCAAAACAUCUCGACGAAUUCCUAUUCAGCUCCCAGGAGGGGUGGACUUCCCUGUUAAGAUACACAGCUUCAUUGUGGCAGCAGAGGUGGUGACACAGUUCUGUAAAGAGAUGGGCAUCUCAGAUCCUGCAGAACUGAAAGAGUUCUCCCUCCAUGCCAACCGACCCCAAUACGGUGUGGUUCGCCCCCUCCAUGCUGAGGAGUAUCUCUUUGACUUCCUGCUGGACGAUGGCUCCGUGUCCCUGUCUCUGAGCCGAGUCAUCUGGAGAAACCCUCUCUCCUUCAACAACAACCUCUAUGUGGAUUUCCACUACCAACAGUUGCUGGGUGACUAUCUGGACGGGAAGUUGAAGCUUCCCUCUGCUGGUGGUUCCUCGUCGAUCCAGCAGAUGGCAGAGCUGUCGGCCCUGCAGCACCUAGCUCAGGGACUGACCAGCCAGCCUUCACUGCCGGAGGUCAGGGAGUACCUGCCCAGACAGGAUGGGAUCAGCAGUAAAAUUGAGGAGAUCCACUCCUUCUGCUUGGGCCAGCUGGCUGCCAUGCAGUCCCUCAGCCCUGACGACGCCAAAAUCCGAUUCAUUGAGUUUCUGAGCACCCUGCCUCUGUUUGGCUCCAACAUCUUCCUGGCCCAGAAGGUCAGCCAGCGUGGCUGCCCCUCACCCUGCCUGGUCACCAUCGGCCAGCAGGGGGUGCUGUUCAUUCACCCCAAAACACAGGAGCGAGUGUUUGUGAUCCCUCUGGUGGAGGUGCAGUCCAUGCGCACCGUCAGUCCUAAGAAACUAGACAAAGUGCCAGCAGUGGAAAUCAGUUAUGGCAAUCCAGGCCGUCCCAAGAAAAUCACUGUUCAACUCAAAGAGGCCAAGGAGCUGUGCCACAUCCUUGCUGUAACUAUGGAAGAGUUGGUCCGGCCAUCUAUCAACAGCUCCAUUUCAAGUCGCCAGUAGACACACACACACACACACACACACACACACACACACACACACACAGACACACACACACACACACACACACACACACACAAAGUGUAUCAAAAAUGGACUACAAUUUUUGUUAAUCACUGACUUUCAUUCAUGUCAUUUUUUCUAUUUGCGUGGUUGAUGAAACUCAAUAAGGAGUGUACUAUGUUCUUUGCAGAGAUUACCUACUGUUUUUGAAUGCAUUUGCAUACAGUGCACAAGCAUGCAAAUAUGCACACACACACACACUGAUGAUAUUUUCCCGUGGAGUUAUUUGAGACAAAAUGCCAGCUGACAAAUCAUUACCAGUGUUGGGAGUAAUUAGUUUACUCUUAUUCAGAUUAUUGUAAUUAGAUGACUUUUUCCAGUAACAAGGUAAAGUAAGGGAUUCCUUUUUAUUUUCAGUAAUCACAGUACAGUUUCUGCUCUAAUAAAAUUCUUAUUAUCUUCCAUUACUUGAGCAUGGGGCUUUAUGGAAAAAUAUGGAUUCUCAGUGCGGAGAAUAUAGACCUAAUAUCAUGUGAGCUGAGGUGUUGGCCUGGUUUGGUGAAGGUUUGCCCCCACACUCCUGUUUGCUGGUCUAGGAUCAGAUUUUAUAUCUUAUUUAUUAUGAUUUAAUAUGCAACUGAUCCUAGAACAUUACACAUAUGAGUCAUUGUCCAGUCUUGUUGUUUCCUUCUGAUAAGGGCUGAUCUGGAUCUUAGAAAGUAACACAAAAGUAAAAUAUCAAAUUACUUUUACUUUUUGGAGAUAGUAAUUAGUAUGGUAAUAUGAUUACAAUUUGUACAAAUUAAGGAGUAACUUUACUUGAUUACUGUUUUUGAGUAACUUACCCUGCACUGAUUAUUAACCUCUGAUAAGUGGACAGAGGGGAACGUGGGACGAAUCUGAGUGAAUGAACUGGUCAUCGCCAGACCAAAUCAAUGCUGUAAUUGUGUUCCUUUGCUAUCAGGCGUCUCCAUUGUUGAAGCUGUUUAAUGUCCAGUUGUAAUAAACCUGAUUCUUUGUGCUCUGAAGGUGUCAUCCCAGUGCUGAGAUCAUUUCCCUUUUGCUAAUAUUAUAUUGAUGUCAUGUCAUAUGAACACUGUGUUGUUCUGCUAAAAAGGAGCCAUGGUUCAGUUUGUAAGCAUUAAAGAAAUAUGUUGAUUCA
Myripristis murdjan (pinecone soldierfish) is the source of this 11101-nucleotide messenger RNA. It is a transcript of the gene myo15b, whose product is annotated as myosin XVB. Gene Ontology annotation, cellular component: cytoskeleton; myosin complex. Lineage: Eukaryota; Metazoa; Chordata; Actinopteri; Holocentriformes; Holocentridae. The record is from RefSeq and is a predicted model, not a curated record. Gene Ontology annotation, molecular function: protein binding; ATP binding; cytoskeletal motor activity. The transcript is spliced from 66 exons. Bases 1 to 9936 code for a protein of 3311 amino acids.